This is a messenger RNA of Mugil cephalus (flathead mullet), 5979 nucleotides long. It is a transcript of the gene shroom2a, whose product is annotated as shroom family member 2a. Gene Ontology annotation, molecular function: actin filament binding. Gene Ontology annotation, biological process: actin filament organization. The record is from RefSeq and is a predicted model, not a curated record. NCBI's taxonomy places the organism in Eukaryota, Metazoa, Chordata, Actinopteri, Mugiliformes, Mugilidae. Gene Ontology annotation, cellular component: apical plasma membrane; apical junction complex; cortical actin cytoskeleton.
UGUAUUACUUUCUGGAGGUGCGCCAUGGGGGUUUACACUCAGAGGGGGUCUGAGCACCGGGAGCCACUGCUCAUAACCAAGGUUGAGGAGGGCAGCAAGGCAGCAGCUGUGAGUCUCCAGGUGGGAGACGAGCUAGUCAACAUCAACGAGAUUCCCCUGAGUGGCUACAGACAGGAGGCGAUCUGCCUAGUGAAAGGAUCCCACAAGACCCUCAGUCUGGUGGUGAAAAGGCGGAAUGAACCCAUAAGCAGGCCUCACUCCUGGCACUCUACCAAGUUCAAUGAAAGCCAAUCAGAGACCGCCAAAACACAGUCUCCACCCACAGCAGUCUGGCACACCAGAUAUGAUGCAAGCUCAUCCUCAACUGAUCUUUCCACUGGCUGGGAGCAGACAAACCUGCGCAGAGUGUCGGACCAGUUCAGCUCUCUUGGCAGCAUGGACAGUCUAGAGCACGUUUCACACCCAUACCCCGCCGGUCAGCUAUCGCCUGCCAAGUCAAACAACAGUAUGGAGCACCUAGGAGGAGGGAAACGAGACUCGGCCUACAGCUCUUUCUCCACCAGCUCUGGCACCCCAGACUACAUGCUCUCAAAGAGCAACGCUGCUUCCACAGAGAACGUGCUCUAUAAAGUGGGUCAGUGGGAUGCAGGGGGAAAGCACAACAGUGUCAGAAACAGUCAGAGCCUGGCUGCAGAAGGAGUCAAACAGGACGACAGGCUCACAUAUUUUCAGAUGCCAGGAGUAAUUUCAGGCUGCGACGGUCCACAGACCGAGGACCCAGCUGGCUCCCGCCACUCCACCUCAAGCAGAAUCAGCUUCGGACCCGUCUGGAAUGUCCCUGAAAAAAAGAAGACCACUUCGCCCUCCCCUCCCCCUCCCCCUCCACCUGCACGUAGUGAUAGUUUUGCUGCGACGAAGGUGCAUGAAAGAGGACUUAUAUCUCACCCAGAAGGGCCUGAUUCACACAUGCCCUAUAAGGCUUCCUCUGAAAAUCGCAGAAGCCACAACAUUUCCCCAAACAAUGACAAUGACACUUUUUACGCUUCCUCUGAUAAAUCCAGUCACAGCCAGUUCAACCCAAACAAACAGUGUUCCCUGUCCAGCAGUGGCGUUCGCCAAAGCCAACCUCCCCACGUUAACCAGCCCUACCAUCAAAGACAUCACGGUGACAAAAGCACUUUUUAUCCUCAGUCCCUCGCUACAUCUGUACCAAAGCCACAAAAUGUAGGUGGCUACUAUAGUAGCAUGCAGGAACUGCCCACUAACGGUUCUGCACAACACUUUGGCCAGAACCAGAGAAGGAGCUUAAGCUCUUCCAUGACCUCCUCUGCCACUGACCAAAACACUGAGAGCAGUGGACAUAGCCGAUACUACUGUGUCACUACGUGUCAGCCGACUCCGACCAACCCCUUGUCUUUGUCAGGGAUACCAGAGGACAGGAGGAGCGUCACAAGUGCAGAUGUGGCACAGACUGGAAAUGAUCGGACUUCUCACAGCCCACAAAUGGUCGCCAAAGUCAACUAUCAGCCGCGCCACUCCUCGCAUAAUAAAGAGAGUAAUGGAUAUAGCAAGCACCAAGUUACCACUGUACUGGAAGCCUCUGUACUUAAACCCAACACUGAUGAUAAAGGAGGCCAACAACAAGGCCACAACACGCAAAAUCUAGAAGCUCAGUACAAAAGUUAUUCUCAUAGCAGACAAUCUGAACAACGGAGGUCUCUGCCGCUCCAGCACAGAGAAAUACAACAAGACAGCAUCAGACAUCACAGCCAAGGGAGCAACAAGAUCUGCCCCCAGGCAACCCCAAUGCUCCACUCACUAUCCAUGGAUGCCGCAGGACAAGAUAGGCAAACAAGAGGGGCAAACUCGGAGGAGUCCCUCGACAGCAAGCAGGUGAAGCGUAGCGAGCGUUUUGCCACCACGUUGAGAAACGAAAUCCAGAUGAGAAGAGCAAAGCUCCAGAAAAGUAAGAGUGCAGCGGCUCUCCCCGGUGCCGAGUGUGAGACUGAAGAAGGUCAGGAAGUCUGGAAAUCCCCUGAAAGUACCACGCCAGCCUCUGCAGAUGGGUCCUUCUCAAACACCUACAAGGACAAUCUGAAGGAAGCACAGGCACGGGUGCUCAAGGCUACCUCCUUCAGGAGAAGAGACCUGGAGCCUGUGUUAUCUGAGCACUCUGCAGCAGAGGCCCUACCUAACUACCCAUCCUCAGUGCACGCUCGCAAAGAUGUCAACCCUCUGCCGACUCUCACCGAGUCAGUAAUGAGCAGUUCAGGACUUGCAGCUGGACAGGUGACUCGCAUUGGUGGCCGCAAGCGUUUUCCUGCGGAAAAGAAGGUUAGGUCUUUCUCAGAACCAGACAAAAUCAACGAGGUUGGGAUGAAAGAAGAUCUGAUGAAUAGUGACAAUGGAGGCUCCUCACUCGAACAGCAGACCUUCUUUAAAGGAAGUGGGAAACCAGGAUUCCCAAAUCGCACAUCCCUUCCAAGUUAUACCAAGAACCAAGGCCCAGAUGUUGUAUGUGCCAUUGCAAGUGAAGACGUAAUGAAAGGAAUCGAGGAAAGGGAGUACAGUGAAGACACCCAAGGGCUUCCUUACUCCACACACAAGCAAUCCAUCCAAGACCAGCAGAGACUGGGCACCUUCGCUGAGUACGAGGCAAGGUGGAAUAUACAGAAGAAACCUCCAGAAAAAAGAGCCUCUGGACGGUACCGGUCAGCUGAUAACAUACUGGAUCCGGGGCCGGAAGAGCAAACCACAUCCUCUUGUUUCCACGAGAGAUCCCGGUCAUCUCCUUCAGCAGACCUGUAUGGACAGAAGGUUCCAGUUCCUGCAAGAAAGUCCGAGACAGAAUAUUCCCAGACGGAGAGAAAGCCUGUUGAACCGCUCAGCACCGACACAGCGUUCUCUGCUCGAGGCCCAGGUGACGGCAAAGUUAAAGAGAAGCCUGCAGAGUUUGAACGCUACUCAGCGCCACCCCCUCCGCCCAUGACGGGAGCAAACGCUGACUCCAGACACAGAGCUGCCCCUGCCACCGUGAACCACGGACACACAUCUGUUUCUCACAGCCUUCCAGAGACUGCCCUCCCUCCGCCCGACGACCACAGCCACCCCGAGCUGCCGUCUGGACCGAGGAGAAAGCCCUCCGCGCCGGAGAAGCUUCCCCCACCCAGAUGCCCAGAGGUCGACUCCCAUGAGUCUUUAACCGGUUCCCAGAGCGAAGUCUUCACCCACUGCUCUCCUAACACCGAUCCUAGCUCCUCCUUUGACCCCGCCCACUCUGCAAAGGGAGAUUCUGAGCAGGGCAAAGGACUUGUGGACAAAGGACAAGGGGCAGUACAUCAUCUAUCAACAUCCAAUCCUCAGCCUGCCUCCUCUCCCCCGGCUUCCUCCCACAGACCUUCAGGGCUGGCCAGCAUGGAGGGCCAGCGCUCACCCUCUCCACAGUUUUCCCCUCAGAGACUCAGCGACAGGCCCCCGGCCACUCUCCGGGAUGAAGACUCAAACAGGAUGGAGCAUGUGAUAGAAAACCAAAAUACCGCUGUGAAGAAAGUGCCCAUCAGGAUUGUCCACUCAGAGGGACCCACGGAGAAGGAGAACAGUCCAUUUUUGAAGCACAGUGACACUUCUGCGGUUGAAGCUGAGGGCUAUGGUGUGACCAAGCUCGGCAGCCUGGGAGCCGCAGGGCAGGAGUCGGUCUUCUGUGCCUUCAGCAGGCAGCGGGAACCUGACAGCGCCCCAGCCUCCGAGACACAACAAAUGCCCCAGAGAGACGCAUACAUGAACACUGUAAAAGAUCACAUCAGCUCCGACAGUCAGCAGCCACCGCAGCCCACAGACGAGCCCGGCAGCAACAGGGUGGCCGCGACCACAGGACUGAGUCAGGAGGAGGACCAGAAGAGAGAGGAGCUGGCCAGGGACAUCAUGGGGAAGGAUAAAUCACUGGCUGAUAUUCUGGAUCAGAGCAAGAUGAAGACCACAAUGGACUUGAUGGAGGGCAUCUUCCCUCAGGGGGAGCAGCUGUUGGAUGAAGCUCACCAACGCAGGAAGGUGCAGACAAAGCAGGCCAACUCCCGGCCUGCUGAGGAAAGGGAAAAGGAGGACACCACGGCAGCAGCUGUCACCAUGGUGACCAGCUCGACAUAUUACAGCACAUCUGCUCCCAAGGCCGAGCUCCUCAUCAAGAUGAAGGACAUGCAGGAACAGGAAGAGCAGGAAGACUCUGAAGACGAGCUGGACAUUGAUUUGGCCAACAAGAAGCAAGAGCUGAUCGACAGCCUUAGCAAGAAGCUCCAGGUGCUGCGGGAGGCCAGGGAGAGUCUUCAGGAGGACAUCAUGGACAACAAUGCUCUGGGAGACGAGGUGGAGGCCCAGGUCCAGCAGAUCUGUAAACCCAACGAGCUGGACAAGUUCAGGAUGUUUGUCGGGGACUUGGACAAGGUGGUGAGCCUCCUGCUGUCCCUGUCAGGCCGCCUGGCUAGAGUGGAGAACGCCCUCAACAGCCUGGAGGAGGACGCUACUCCAGAGGAGAGACGCACGUUGAUUGAAAAAAGGAAGCUGUUGAUCCGCCAGCACGAAGACGCGAAGGAGCUGAAGGAGAACCUGGACCGUCGUGAGCGCGUGGUUUACGACAUCCUAGCUAGCUACCUGCAGGAGGACAGCCUUACUGACUAUGAGCACUUUGUCAAAAUGAAGUCUGCGCUCAUCAUCGAGCAGCGCAAACUUGAGGACAAAAUCAAACUGGGCGAAGAGCAGCUUAAGUGUCUGAUGGACAGCCUGCCCAUAGAACAGAGGCUGGUCUUGUGAAGGAGGUGGACACUAAUAGAUCUUAAACAACCCAAUCUGACCCAAGUAAGAGACUGGGCACGUGGCUCCAAGUUGCAGUUGCACCCUUUGGACAGAAGAGGGAGACAAACUGCCUGUAAGGACCAAGGACUGGUGCAUUUUUAGCACAUACUAUACUUCUUGUCUUUCCAACUUUGACUGACAGCAUCAAUAGGUAACUCCUUUUUAAACAUGCUGUUUUUAUUGGCAUCCGCCAGCCACUGCAUCUAAGACCUUUCAUGCCAUUUUUGCUUUGUUUUUAUGUAUUAUGUUUAUUUUUUUUUUAGUAAUUUAUUGUAGCCUUUUGAAUCCGCGCAGGAGGUAACAGUAUUUUAUCAUCGAUUGAUUUGAGCAGCCAUGCUACCUGAUGUGUGAGUAUUUAUCAUGUUCUCCAUUUAUUUCACUCUGAAACACUUUUCACAUCAUCUGUAGGAUCGGCCAAAUUAUUCCAGUAAACUAGUGGCCUUUUUUAAUACGUUUGUUUUUGCGCCCUCGCUUACCACGAUGAAGAAACACGGAGGCAUGUUAGUGCAGCGGUCCUGUGAAUGUACCUGUGGACAGAAAGUGUGCAGAUACUGGUCAUUUUAAAGAGCACUUAUUCAACUUCACUAAGCAGAAGAAACACUUCACAUCCAGACUUGAAACUCAAGUUGAAUCCAGAUUUGAAGUGCCUGGAGAUUCACUCUGCAAACGCGGCUUGAUAAUCCACUUCUGCAGGUUGCGUCAGUUGGUGCUCUUCUGUUUUACUCACAGUCGGAGGAUCUUGAUUUCGACUCCGAUAUUGACACAGAUAACUGUGGUUCGGUUCAUUUCUCAAUGCUUCACUGUGUUUUGUUGUUCCUCGAAUGCAUACAGUUGUCACAGUUGUUGUUUCCAGUUCAAUUUCAACACUAAAAGUUGUUUUUCUGCUCGGUAAUUUUGCAACCAGAUACGGAAGCAAAUCCUCCCAAAGCAUUUUCACCAGCUUGAACUUCAGUCUGUCACCUGUCUAAAUUUCAGACUUAAAUCAGUCCUAAAGGUAAACACUACUGGAGGAUGUUUGUUCUGCACAUUUGAGUUUGUUACAGUUUCACACGCUUCAUGCACUGCUACGUCCUGACCUUUUAACACUUUAUCAGCUGUGCUCCUUUAUAUCAAAUAAAGAGUCUGCUGAAGUCA